CUCCGCCUUUUGCAUACGUUUGGGCUCAGUGGUUUUCCUUACUCCGCUGACGCAGCAGCUGGUGAGGCUGCUGCGAUCCCUGUCAGGCGACAUGGCUGCUCAGAAAAUCAACGAAGGCUUGGAGCACAUCGCUAAAGCGGAGAAAUACCUGAAAACUGGAUUUUUAAAAUGGAAACCAGAUUUCGAUAGUGCAGCUACUGAAUAUUCAAAGGCUGCUGUUGCUUUUAAAAAUGCCAAACAAUUCGAUCAGGCAAAAGAAGCGUAUUUGAAAGAAGCUGUCUCCCAUGAAAACAAUAAAGCUCUCUUCCAUGCUGCCAAGGCUUACGAACAAGCUGGUAUGAUGUUAAAGGAAAUGCAAAAACAUUAUGAAGCAGUAGAACUGAUAGAGAAAGCAAGUAUGAUGUAUCUGGAGAAUGGGACACCUGACACAGCAGCUAUAGCGCUAGAUCGGGCUGGGAAGGUAAUAGAAAAUAUAAAUCCAAGCAAGGCAAUUCAGCUGUAUCAGCAGACGGCAGCAGUGUUUGAAAAUGAAGAACGCCUACGACAGUCAGUUGAAAUGUAUGGAAAGGCUUCAAGACUUCUGGUUAGAGGUCGGAGGUUGGAUGAAGCCACGGCUUCUCUACAGAAGGAAAAAAGUAUUUAUAAAGAUAUUGAAAACUAUCCAACAUGUUACAAGAAAACUAUUGCCCAAGUCUUGGUUCAUCUUCACAGAAAUGACUACGUUGCUGCAGAAAAAUGUGUCAGAGAAAGCUAUAGCAUACCAGGCUUCAGGGAAAGUGAAGACUGUGCAGCCCUAGAGCAGUUACUAGAAGGGUAUGAUCAGCAAGACCAGGAUCAAGUGUCUGAUGUUUGCAAUUCACCACUCUUUAAGUACAUGGACAAUGAUUAUGCCAAGCUUGGUCUUUCCCUGAGUGUCCCUGGAGGAGGCAUAAAGAAGAAAUCCCCAGUUGCUUCACAGGGCAACGCAGAAGGACCAGCAGUAACGUCUCAUGAAAAUGAGGAAGAUGAUGAAUAUGCAGGUGGACUUUGUUAACUCCAAUUCUCUACUUUUUGCAAAUAUCAGACUUGCUAUUUCUGACUGUUGAGCAAUUUCAGAGGUACCUGAAUUGUCAUCACUUCAUUACAAUCAUGAAAAUGGAAGGAUAAUAAUGACUUGGCAGUUUUGGAGGUACGUAUUAAAAGCAUGGCUAUACCUACUACUUUGGAGCAUUUGGUGUUACAUUCUUAAAUCAACUUUACAGUGCUACAUCUACUUUAAUGAAGAAUUUGAGUACUGUAGCCUGCUGGAGAGAGAGAGAGAGCAUUUAUCUUCAGUAGUUCUCCAAAGUCUGUAGUUUCAGGGGCAUUGUUUGAUGUUCUUAGAUCAAAUCAAACAGCCCCGUAGUUUUGAAGUUUGAAGAACAGGAAGUUUUAAUGCAGGAGUGUUAUAAUUUUUUAAAAAGUAAUAAUUAUUUGGGAUUAUCUUUAUCUUAAAAAAUCUCUGACAUGUAUCAUAUCUCUGCUGUUCUUGUGAACUGUGUCUCUCUAAAAGAUAUAAUAUUGGGUGAAACAUGUCUCUCUAAAAGAUAUAGGAGCUCUGUGGGCCAAUUCCAAGAGAGCAUCCUGUUUUUCAGGAGUUUGAAUGUGGUAACUUUAUUGUCAGUGUAACACCUGUGGAUAAACUGUAGAAGAUGCCUGCUGAGUAUUUGGCUAGUAAAAACUUUUUAACUUUAAAAUAUUCUGCUGUUUGGCAAAAUAGGCCUGUGCAACCUUAAUUUAAAAAUAUUUACCAAUUAUUUAUUCCAUUGUUUGAUGUACAUCACAGGGGCAAGUCUAGUUAUCCAAUGAUGCUGCUGUUUUGAGUUUCAGUGUUUGAAUGAGUUCUUUGGCAUGAUUUCAGAUGUGCAGGCUGUUGUACAGAGGAACCUCAGCAGGUUUUAAAGGCUUCUGCAAAUUGUUCUUCAUAUUGUUCUGAAUAACUCUGUAAACUACUAAUUGUACAGAGAUGAGCAAUAUGCCACAGCAAAGGAUCUUGAAGUCUUUUCUCUAACAUUCCAGUAGUAGUUUUUUGUGUAAAAAUGAACUGACCUUACAUCAGGAACACCAAUUCCCUUUAAAUGUUUAAAUCACUAUGGAGUAAGGUAGUACAAAGCAUAGUAAUUUUCCCAGUCUUGAAUGGAGAAGGCAACUGCCUAUUUAUGUACUGUCUAUGUGUGUGAAGUGUAAAGCAGAGCACACCUUAGUGGCUAUGGAUUGGGGCAAUAAGGAUCCUGAGAUGGAGUCAUGUAUUCUUUUACGGGUAAUAGAGGGAGCAUAGUUUUUGUAUAGCACAGACCUGCAAUAGGUCACAUUGAGUAAGAAUAGUGAUUAGGCAUGUGCAAUUUCUCUCUCUCGAUGUUUUUUUGUUUGGGUCUAUUGGAUUAAAAAAAAUUUCAGGAUCCCCCCCCCCCCAAAAAAAAAAAAAAACCUGGAUUCUGAUACAAGUAAAGUACUUGGAUCUGGGAUUUUUUUAAAUUAAAAGCCUUCCUUUUUCACGGUACAUGGAAAAUCCAGGGACAUAAAGUAGAAGAUGUGAGAAGAAAGUAAUACCAUAAGACUGGAUAGCAGUGAUACUGUUAGUACUGAAAUUUGCCAAGGUUGAUGUAGCUUGCAGUGGGUAAUGUCUCCACAUGACUUUUAUUUUAGCUAACAAAAUGUCAUGGAAAUGCUAUUGCCAUUAUUAAAAAAAGAAGUGCUUAGUUUGUGUUAUAAGCAAUUUGCACACUACUUUUGCCUCCAAUGGAAAAUUCAUUAACAAGGAACUUUUGGAGAUUAAUGCCAACCUUUCAAGAGCCAAAACAAGUACUGGUUUGCACGAAGAUGCUAAAAUGUAGUCCAAUGUUAUCACGUUAAACGACAAUAAAUGAUCAAAUAUGACUUAUUUGUACACUCAUAUGCUGUGUAAACUGUGUUUAUGCAAUGUGAAACCUGUGCUUUCAUUGUAACUUUCCUUAUCCAACCUGUGGGAUGCAAUAGAAUAUCAAACAUGUUGUAAUUGCUCUUCAGAUGCCAUCUCUAAGAAAAGGCAUUGUAUGUCACAGGUAAAAAUAAAAACUAAAGUGGGUAACCUG
This is a messenger RNA of Heteronotia binoei (common prickly gecko), 3089 nucleotides long. It is a transcript of the gene NAPG, whose product is annotated as NSF attachment protein gamma. Gene Ontology annotation, biological process: intracellular protein transport. NCBI's taxonomy places the organism in Eukaryota, Metazoa, Chordata, Lepidosauria, Squamata, Gekkonidae. Gene Ontology annotation, cellular component: vacuolar membrane; SNARE complex. Bases 92 to 1033 code for a protein of 313 amino acids. The transcript has 12 exons. Gene Ontology annotation, molecular function: soluble NSF attachment protein activity; syntaxin binding. The record is from RefSeq and is a predicted model, not a curated record.